UUUGUAUACUCAAUCCUCACAUCUCUCUCUCUUUCUCCACUAUCUCUAAAUGACAGGUUCUACGCCGGAAAACCAAUCAAUCCCAUCGAUGGCACCGGCAACAAAACAUGUACCAGAGUUAGGUCCACCCGUGAAACCAAAGAGGAACAAGUAUGCAUUCGCGUGUGCAAUCUUAGCUUCCAUGACUUCCAUCCUCCUUGGUUAUGACAUAGGAGUGAUGAGUGGGGCACUGAUUUAUAUCAAGAGAGAUUUCGAUAUCACUGAUCUUCAAGUCGGUAUUCUCGCCGGGAUACUCAACAUUUUUUCACUUGUCGGUUCUUGCGCCGCCGGUAAAACCUCAGACUGGCUUGGUCGGCGUAACACAAUCGUGUUGGCCGGAGCUAUAUUCUUUGCCGGAGCAAUCCUCAUGGGUCUCUCCCCUAACUACGCUUUCCUCGUGUUCGGGAGGUUUGUCGCCGGAAUAGGAGUCGGUUAUGCUCUCAUGAUUGCACCUGUCUAUACCGCCGAAGUCGCUCCGGCAUCUUCUCGUGGCUUUCUCACCUCCUUCCCUGAGGUGUUCAUCAACGCGGGGAUAAUGCUUGGCUAUGUAUCGAACCUGGCCUUCUCCAAGUUUCCUCUGAAGCUUGGAUGGAGAUUCAUGCUCGGCAUCGGAGCUGUUCCUUCCGUUAUACUUGCGAUCGGCGUUCUAGCCAUGCCGGAAUCUCCAAGGUGGCUCGUUAUACAAGGCCGUCUCGGAGAAGCCAAACGUGUCCUCGACAAGGUCUCUGACUCCCCAUCCGAAGCCGCUCUUCGCCUCGAAGAUAUCAAAGAAGCCGCCGGAAUCCCCGCAGAUUGCCACGACGACGUCGUUCAGGUUUCAAGGAAGACCAGCCACGGCAGCGGAGUAUGGAAAGAGCUUCUAAUCCAUCCCACUCCAGCCGUCCGUCGCGUCAUGAUCGCCGCGAUGGGAAUCCAUUUCUUCCAGCAAGCCACCGGAAUCGACGCAGUGGUUCUCUUCUCACCACGAAUCUUCAAAACGGCCGGUCUCAAAACAGAUCACCAGCAGCUUCUAGCGACCGUAGCAGUAGGAAUCGUCAAAACAUCGUUCAUACUAGUUGCAACUUUCCUCAUAGACCGAGUCGGAAGACGUCCACUGCUUCUCACCAGCGUAGGAGGAAUGAUACUCUCUCUGGCUACGUUAGGAACGUCUCUAACGGUUAUAGACCAUACAGAGAAGAAAGUGAUGUGGGCUUUGGUGUUAAGCAUCGCCAUGGUGAUGACUUACGUGGCUACGUUCUCUAUAGGAGCUGGACCUAUCACAUGGGUUUACACCUCUGAGAUAUUCCCGUUGAGGCUGAGGUCACAAGGGUCGAGUAUGGCCGUGGUGGUGAAUAGAGUGACGAGUGGUGUGAUCUCCAUGACGUUUCUUUCCAUGUCUAAGGCGAUGACGACGGGAGGAGCGUUUUACUUGUUUGGAGGGAUUGCGACGGUGGCUUGGGUGUUUUUUUACAAUUUCUUGCCGGAGACGCAAGGGAGGAUGCUUGAGGAUAUGGAUGAGCUUUUUAGUGGAUUCAGGUGGAGAGACUCCAAGAGUAAGCCUAAGAAUGACAAGAACUCGAGUUCGAAUCCUCAGGUUGAGAUUGGACCCAAUAAACUGUGAGCAUGAUAAUGUAAUGAUCCAAAUAAUAAAAUAUUAUUAAACUAGUGAAAUCGUUUUGAAUUUACAGCAUGUAAUAAAUUAAACAUCUUUAAGAGAUAACUGGUGAAGAAAAAAAAACAGAAACAAGUGAUAGCUUUGUUCAAGCAAACAGAGUAGCUCCCACAAAUGUGAAAGCUUGACCACUAUGGAAUGAGACACAAUAACAGUUUG
This is a messenger RNA of Eruca vesicaria subsp. sativa (arugula), 1849 nucleotides long. The record is from the annotation of a GenBank genome assembly. Lineage: Eukaryota; Viridiplantae; Streptophyta; Magnoliopsida; Brassicales; Brassicaceae.